This is a messenger RNA of Candidula unifasciata, 1057 nucleotides long. The record is from the annotation of a GenBank genome assembly. Lineage: Eukaryota; Metazoa; Mollusca; Gastropoda; Stylommatophora; Geomitridae.
AUGUCCAGCAACACUCCCGCAGCACCGCGGUUGCCUGACUUGAACAGAUUUCUGCAACACGACCCCCCUGGAGAUGCAACCAUGGCAACAAUCCAGCCCUCUAGUGACUCUGAAUGGCAGCUCUACCAGGUUCUACAGAGGGCCAACCUGCUCAACUACUUUGAAACAUUCAUAAGUCAAGGUGGGGAUGAUGUACAGCAGUUGUGUGAGGCAGGAGAGGAGGAAUUCUUGGAGAUUAUGGCCUUAGUCGGGAUGGCCAGUAAACCUCUUCAUGUACGAAGAUUACAAAAAUCUUUGCAGGAAUGGCUGUCCAACCCAGCAGCUUUUGAAGUGAUCAAGAAAUAUCCAGCACAUGGUGUCAACAAUGGCAGUCAGUCAUCUCUGAACAUGACCACUGGUCAUCCUGCAGACAGACCACAUGAUGAUGAUAAUCCAUGUCCAGCUCAGCCAUCCCCAGGGUUAGCCCUCAGUCAUUGCAGGUCACAGCAGCACAUCAUUGUCAUGCCAGACCCUCGGUUGUCGGAGCAUCAUUUGGCUGCAAUAGCCACAGCUGCGGCAUGUUUAGCUCAAGAUUUACCUCCCUUGGAGCCCAAAUCUAUGCCCAAAAAGCCGAUUUGCCAGGACAUUUUGUCUGUGAUGCAGAUGUCCACCGAUGAUCCACACAGAAUGAGUGCCUUGAGAAAAUAUGCAGCUAUCUAUGGCCGAUUUGACUCAAGGCGCAGAAAUGACAAACCUAUGAAUAUGCAUGAGAUCUCCGUCAACGAAGCUGCGGCUCAGUUAUGCGGCCAUUGUCCAGCUCUACUGACCCGCCGUGAAGAGCUGUUUCCCUUGGCUAGACAGGUGGUCAGGGAGAGUGGCUACCAGUAUUCUAAAGGUCACUCCAGCAGCAUACGCAGCGCCCUUCGUGUCCUCCUGGAAUCCAACGAUCAUCAGCAGAUGAGAAAACUGACCGCAGAGAUGGACAUUCUCAAUGACAGACAGACAGCAAUGAUAAAACAAAGACAGAAAAUCAAAUAUAGAAUUUUACUAGAAAUUAUUCAAACCAACUUCACUAAAG